Molecule: messenger RNA, 4634 nt
Organism: Oncorhynchus keta (chum salmon)
Lineage: Eukaryota; Metazoa; Chordata; Actinopteri; Salmoniformes; Salmonidae
Product: ribitol 5-phosphate transferase FKRP-like
Exons: 3
Biological process (GO): protein O-linked glycosylation via mannose
Cellular component (GO): Golgi apparatus
Source: RefSeq, a predicted model, not a curated record
CACGCAAGCUUCCUGUGGUCGUUUCCGAAACAGCAAAGCAAGGGUAUAACGUUACAGACCGCGGUGUUGAUAAUAAUCUAAAGCUCCCAGUCUAUGAACACUUCUUUAGUUUAUUUGUCAGUAUAUCAUUCAUAUUUUACACUGUCAGUAAGCGCUAUUGCACAGGUGGUGUCUCCGUGUUUGUGCUUGGCUCAGCAACCUUUCCACACAGCGAGCGAAUUCGAUGUAACGCUCCGCGCAUUAUGCUAUUCCAGCAGUUGGUCAUUACUCUUCCGAUGCACAUAGGCUGUAGCUCUUUACCGAUGGGGUCCUGAUGUUUAUGGCCAGCUUUCUGAAUAGAGAGCUCCAUCCUAUACCUUCUCCUUUCCCUGAGCCAGACGAGCGCAGCAAGAGGUGCCAUGCGGCCCAGCAGCAGAUGAUGGAGAAACGCCGGGACCCAGGAAGGGGCUCCAGGAAGGCUGCCUUACCUGCUUCCGGGCUGGAGGGCGGCAUGGGGGGCCUGGUAGGGGUUGGUGCGGGGAUGGUUGGAGGUAUCGGGGGAGAGGGGAACAGCCACGGCCCUCGUGUGACUGUCCUCCUACGGGAGUUUGAGAAUUUUGAGAACUACGUCGGUGAUGUGGCACGCUCCUUCCUGCACCAGAGACCUGAGCUGCCCUUCUUGGCUGUGUCUGACACCCCGCCCUACCCCCCUCUGUCUCUCCCCGAGGGGGCCCGUCUCCUGGUGCUCUCCCCCAGCCCCGAGCAGCCUCCGCAGGCCCACCGGCCAGAGUUCCACGUUCAGACAGAGUUUGUGCUGCUGGUGCCUGACGGGGUGGAGCUGGAGCAGGGCCGGGCUGUGGAGAGGCUGAUCCGGGAGCUGGAGGGGGAGGGUGGGGGGCCCGUGAGGCUGGUGGCUUCCCCAGUUUUGGCACGCUCGACCGUUCAGUGCCUGCACCUGCGGGUCAGCCUUAGAGAGUGGACGGCCACCUAUUCCACAGCGGCGUCUGGGACCAGUGGUAGCGUGUGUACAGCCCUUCAGGGGGACGUGGUGGUCCUCAUCCGCUCUGAGGACCUCUUCAACCUGUCUGUCCCACUGGGGAGGCCCCUGCUGCCCUCGCUCUUCAUCCAGACCUCCCUGCAUGGCUGGAAGGUCAAGCUCCUGGAGAGCCCCUGCUUCUCCCCCAGCCACCGGCCUCUCUUCAGCUCAGCCCACAACCAGUGGAAGGCAGACAGCCAUCUGAAGGAGGCCACUAGCCAGCUGAUGAAGAACUUUGGGCUGAAGCGUCUCCUACUGGCUGAUGGGAAGGAGCAGUGGCACGGCUGUGGGAAGGAGACGGAGCGUUGCUUCGGUACGGUCCGGGACGACACCCCUGAGUACCUGUACCUGGAGCGCUAGACACCUCCCUGCUGCCUGCGUGCCCUCCGCGAGACCACUAAGUAUGUGAUCAACAUCCUGGAGAGCUCCGGGGUGCGCUACUGGCUGGAAGGAGGCUCCCUGCUGGGGGCGGCCCGCCACCAGGACAUCAUCCCAUGGGACUAUGAUGUGGACCUGGGCAUCUACCUGGAGGACGUGCCCAACUGUGACUACCUGAAGAACCUGGACUCUGGUUCUCUGGUGGAUGCUAACGGCUAUGUGUGGGAGCGGGCAGUGGAGGGGGACUUCUAUCGGGUGCAAUACAGCGAGGCUAACCACCUCCACGUGGACCUGUGGCCCUUCUACCCGCGGAACGGCGUCAUGACCAAAGACACGUGGAUGGAGCACAAGCAGGAUAUGGAGUUCCCCGAGCACUUCCUGCAGCCGCUGGUGCCGAUGCCUUUCGCCGGCGUCACCGCCUACGGCCCGAACAACUACCGCGCCUUCCUGGAGCUCAAGUUUGGGGAGGGGGUCAUCGAGAACCCCCAGUACCCCAACCCUGCCAAGAAGAGGCUGGAUAGGAGCCGGCUGUGAGGGAGGUGUGUGGCUGGGACCUUUGACCUUUGGAGCUUUCAUGUGGCCCAACAAAAGGACAAAACGAUUCGAGCCACAACCCAAAACAUAUACAGUUGAAGUCGGAAGUUUACAUACACCUUAGCCAAAUACAUUUAAACUCAGUUUUUCACAAUUCCUGACAUUUAAUCGGAGUAAAAAAAUCCCUGUCUUAGGUCAGUUAGGAUCACCACUUUAUUUUAAGAAUGUGAAAUGUCAGAUUAAUAGUAGAGAGAAUUAUUUAUUACAGCUUUUGUUUCUUUCAUCAGAUUCCUAGUGGGUCAGAAGUUUACAUACACUCAAUUAGUAUUUGGUAGCAUUGCCUUUAAAUUGUUUAACUUGGGUCAAACAUUUCAGGUAGCCUUCCACAAGCUUCCCACAAUAAGUUGGGUGAAUUUUGUCCCAUUCCUCCUGACAGCUGGUGUAACUGAUUCAGGUUUGUAGGCCUCCUUGCUUGCACACGCUUUUUCAGUUCUGCCCACAAAUGUUCUAUAGGCUUGAGGUCAGGGCUUUGUGAUGGCCACUCCAAUACCUUGACUUUGUUGUCCUUAAGCCAUUUUGCCACAACUUUGGAAGUAUGCUUGGGGUCAAUGUCCAUUUGGAAGACCAAGCUUUAACUUCCUGACUGAUGUCUUGAGAUGUUGUUUCAAUAUAUCCACAUAAUUUUCUCUUCUCAUGAUGCCAUCUAUUUUGUGAAGUGCACCAGUCCCUCCUGCAGCAAAGCACCCCCUCAACAUGAUGCUGCCACCCCUGUGCUUCACGGUUGGAUUGGUGUUCUUUGGUUUGCAAGCCUCCACAUUUUUCCUCCAAACAUAACAAUGGUCAUUAUGGCCAAACAGUUCUAUUUUUAGACCAGAGGACAUUUCUCCAAAAAGUACGAUCUUUGUCCCUGUGUGCAGUUGCAAACCGUAGUCUGGCUUUUUUAUGGCGGUUUUGGAGCAGUGUCUUGCUGAGCGGCCUUUCAGGUUAUGUCGUAAUAGGACUGGUUUUUACUGUGGAUAUAGACACUUUUGUACCUGUUUCCUCCAGCAUCUUCACACGGUCCUUUGCUGUUGUUCUGGGAUUGAUCUGCACUUUUCUCAUCAAAGUAUGUUCAUCUCUAGGAGGCAGAACGCUUCUCCUUCCUGAGCGGUAUGAUGUUGUUUAUACUUGCGUACUAUUGUUUGUACAGAUGAACGUGGUACCUUCAGGCGUUUGGAAAUUGCUCCCAAGGAUGAACCAAACUUGUGGAGGUCUACAAUUAUUUUUCUGAGGUCUUGGCUGAUUUCUUUGGAUUUUCCCAUGAUGUCAAGCAAAAAGGCACUGAGUUUGAAGGUAGGCCUUGAAAUACAUCCACACUUCCAAUUGACUCAAAUGAUGUCAAUUAGCCUAUCAGAAGCUUCUAAAUCCAUGACAUCAUUUUCUGGAAUUUUCCAAGCUGUUUAAAGGCACAGUCAACUUAGUGUAUGUAAACUUCUGACACUGGAAUUGUGCUACAGUGAAUUAUAAGUUAAAUAAUCUGUAAACAAUUGUUGGAAAAAUGACUUGUCAUGCACAAAGUAGAUGUCCUAACCGACUUGCCAAAACUAUAGUUUGUUAACAAGAAAUGUGUGGAGUGGUUGAAAAACAAGUUUUAAUGACUCCAACCUAAGUGUAUGUAAACUUCUGACUUCAACUGUAUCUACAUGACAGGUCAAUUGGAGACUCCUUGCAGAGGUCCAUUAUUCUGUAUAAGCUGUAAGUUAAGUAUAGAGACAACGUAUUUACACAUUCAAAACGGUAUUCUGGUACACAUAAUUUUCCUGUACAUACAUGACCAGGUAUUUAGUAAGAAAUUACAUGGUAAAAUGGUAAUUACACAGUAAUUAUAUUCAACCUUUUUUUUGGGGGGGGGGGUACCAUUAAGUACCAGGAAGUAUUAGCUAUUAUGACCACAUAGUUUCCUAGUCAUUUUCAGGUGCUCAAAGUGCUACCAGAUAUCCAAUGGCAUAUCCACCACAACAUCAGCUGCUGUUCAGCAAUAUCUGACACAAUCAGUGUCAAUACCUGUGUUAUUAUUGAUGUCAUGAAUAUAAAUAUGUUGGUCAAUUCUGUCCUAAAGCUAAAGACAUAUUUCAUGGAGUACAUGUGCGGAUAUGUUGCACUGAUGCACUUUCUUAUUUGAGAUUUGUGCACUUCGUGUUCAGUGGAUGAGAUGUAUGACUUUUGACCUUUUUGAACUGUCGACUGAUGCCAUCGGGGUAGGCCUUGGCAUGUUCCAUCAGCUUGCCGAUUAUGGCCGCCCCAUUUCCCAGUGGUAAAAUGAGGAGCUUUCUCUUCAACUCUGACUUGGAUAUUCACCUGAGGCCUUGGAUAAAGCUCUAUCAGUCCAUGCGGGCGCAUUCAAAUCCCAGGUAUGAAUGAUGAAACUAUCCACUAGUUUAUCCAAUAUUCUAAAUGAAAUGUGUGUAUCUGUGUCAUCUGUUGUGUAUGUAUGUGUGUCAUCUGUUGAGUGUUGCUGUCACAUUUGUGUCCUGCCUUGACUGGAAUGUUAGAAGUAAUCUGAAUUGUGGGUGAAAGACUGAUGUCUAGGUAGGUGCCACUUGUUGUCCUUGACCUGUCAUUUUACAAGUGAGGAAAAAGGCUCAAAACUCACCAGCACACUAACCAGAAUUUUGCUGUCAGUGUGUGUCACUUUUUCAUGGACUGAAGAAAAAAAAGAAUAACACCA